This is a messenger RNA of Periconia digitata, 904 nucleotides long. Lineage: Eukaryota; Fungi; Ascomycota; Dothideomycetes; Pleosporales; Periconiaceae. The record is from the annotation of a GenBank genome assembly.
CUCUGCGCAUAUAUUAAACCUCCCGCCCAACGCUCUGUGUCUCCCAAUCAAUCUUCCAGGAACAUUUCUCCUUCAUAUUAAUCCUCGUUUUUUACAAUCAGCCGUUACCUACACAGAAUUCUUCAUGUCUGUUCCUUCCGUAGUCUUUGUCCCCGGAUCCUUCGCUCCCGCUUCUCUUUACUACCCGUUGGUCGAGUCCGUUGUGGCUCGCGGCAUCGAAGCUCAGGCCAUUAACCUUCCCACCGUCCAUCUCCCCGGCGAUGACAGAAUUGCCCCCUCCUUAUAUGACGACGGAGACUUCAUCGCCUCCACCAUCGAAAAGCUCGCCGAUAAGGGCAGGGAUGUUAUCGUCAUCGGCCACUCCUACGGCGGCAUCCCCCUUUCACAGGGCACGGUCGGUCUGAGCAAACCCACCCGUGCCGCCCAGGGAAAGCCGGGCGGUCUGUCUACUGUGGCUUAUAUGACUGCUUAUGUUCCGAUAUUCAAUGAGAGCUCAGCCGAUAUCCAAGCCGGAGGAGAAUUUGAGCUUGACGUCACCAUUGACGAACAAGGCUGGAUGUGGCAGAACAACAGGACACUGUCCGCCGAGUUGACAUUCUCUGAGCUGACUCCUGAAGAACGUGAGCCGUACAAUGACAUUCUGCAGGCUCACUCUGCACGAAGCUUUGUGGACAAGGCGACCCAGCUAGGCUACAAGGAUCCAGACAUCAGCCUCGCCUACCUUUUUGCAGAGAAAGAUGUUGUUAUUCCUCCCACUGUUCAGAGGCAGAUGAUCGAUAAGCUGAAGUCCACUGGCAAGACGGUUGAUGUUACUAGCAUUCCAUCCGACCACGCGCCCCCCAUUAGCCAGCCCGACUUGACUCUCGAGUGGGUCCUCAAGCUGGCCAACAGCUCGGUGUACUAG